AGUGAUUCCCCCCGAUCCGUGGACGCCGGCCGCCGCCAUGUCGGAGACCGCGCCCGUCGCCGCCCCCGCCGUGUCUGCUCCAGGUGCCAAGGCCGCUAAGAAGCCGAAGAAGGUGGCGGGCGGUUCCAAAGCCCGGAAGCCCGCGGGCCCCAGCGUCACCGAGCUGAUCACCAAGGCCGUGUCCGCUUCCAAAGAGCGUAAGGGGCUCUCCCUUGCCGCGCUCAAGAAGGCGCUGGCCGCCGGUGGCUACGAUGUGGAGAAGAAUAACAGCCGCAUUAAGCUGGGGCUCAAGAGUCUCGUCAACAAAGGUACUUUGGUACAGACUAAGGGCACCGGUGCUUCUGGUUCUUUCAAGCUGAACAAGAAGCCAGGUGAGACAAAGGAGAAAGCAACUAAGAAAAAGCCCGCAGCCAAACCCAAGAAGCCGGCGGCCAAGAAGCCUGCCAGUGCUGCCAAGAAGCCUAAGAAAGCUGCGGCAGUGAAGAAGAGUCCUAAGAAAGCCAAGAAACCGGUGGCUGCUGCUGCCAAGAAGGUGACUAAGAGCCCCAAAAAGGCUGCGAAGGCAGGUCGCCCCAAGAAGGCAGCAAAGAGCCCGGCUAAGGCCAAGACAGUGAAGCCCAAAGCAGCGAAACCUAAAGCAGCCAAGCCCAAAGCUGCCAAGGCAAAGAAGGCAGCGCCCAAAAAGAAGUAAAAAGACUGAGAAGCAAUUAUAGAGUCUACUCAUUUAAAUAAACCCAAAGGCUCUUUUAAGAGCCACCCA
Molecule: messenger RNA, 760 nt
Organism: Strigops habroptila (Kakapo)
Lineage: Eukaryota; Metazoa; Chordata; Aves; Psittaciformes; Psittacidae
Product: histone H1
Exons: 1
Coding region: 38-691 (217 amino acids)
Biological process (GO): nucleosome assembly
Cellular component (GO): nucleosome
Molecular function (GO): DNA binding; structural constituent of chromatin
Source: RefSeq, a predicted model, not a curated record